GUGACUCUCAUCGAAAGAAGCUGUACACUUACGAUGGGCAAGCUUUUGAGUCUUUUGGCUCGAGAUGAGUCUACCUGUUGCACACCUCAGAAGUACGACGUCUUCUUGGAUUUUGAAAAUGCACAACCGUCGGACAUCGAACGUGAAACGUUCGAGGCUGUGCAAAGAGUGCUGAAAAAUUCAGAGUCCAUUUUAGAGGAGAUACAAUGUUAUAAAGGAGCCGGGAAAGAAAUCAGAGAAGCGAUCUCAGCACCCACGGAGGAAUGUCAACGAAAAGCAUACCUAACCGUGGCACCUCUUGUAGCGAAACUCAAACGAUUCUACGAGUUUUCCUUGGAACUCGAAAGGAUUGUACCGAAAAUUCUGGGACAAUUAUGCUCGGGAAAUCUUUCACCGACGCAACAUCUGGAGACGCAGCAGGCACUAGUGAAACAAUUGGCAGAGAUAUUGGAAUUUGUGCUGAAGUUCGACGAGUAUAAAAUGAAAACGCCAGCGAUUCAAAAUGAUUUCAGCUACUAUCGUAGAACAUUGACAAGGGCAUCGCUGACGUGCCAGGACAACGCCGAAAAGGACCUAGUUGUUGGGAAUGAACUCGCUAACCGAAUGUCCUUGUUUUACGCCCACGCGACACCCAUGCUUCGAGUUCUGAGUCACGCGACCAUUACUUUCUUGAUGGACAACGAAGACAUAGCCAGGGAAAACAUUACAGAAACACUUGGUACCAUGGCAAAAGUGUGUCUUCGAAUGUUGGAAAAUCCGAAUUUGUUGGCGCAAUUCCAACGAGAAGAGACUCAGCUCUUCGUCUUGAGGGUUAUGGUAGGUUUGGUGAUUCUCUAUGAUCAUGUACAUCCCCAAGGUGCCUUUGUAAAGGGUUCGAACGUGGAUGUCAAAGGCUGUGUGAAACUAUUAAAGGACCAGCCGCCUUGUAAAAGCGAGGGUCUUCUGAAUGCCCUCCGCUAUACCACGAAACACUUGAACGAGGAGAACACGCCGAAGAAUAUAAAGAAUUUGCUCGCCGCAUGAUUACCGAAGCAACGUGGUUGCUGUAUCAGAAGCUGAGACUGCCGACCGCACUUCCUUACAGAUACUUUUCGAGCGGUAUCAUUUCGAAGGACCGUCUUUGUUAUAGGUCCGCGCUUAAAGUGCAGCCUGCGUCAGGCUUCUUUCUUGCAUGCGUCUGGCAAACAGUGGACCACACGCGUGUCCUCGAUAUAGCUCUAUGUCGAAAGCUGCCCGAAAACUGCCGAGACAGUUGAAGUCUUCGAACAACAAUUAUUAAGUCACACGACAGCGUAACGAUUGAUUUUGACAGAACGAUUAUUGCGCGUUUCUUUUAUUUUCUUACUGUUUUCUGAGGAGUACACAUAUUGCGAUUAUUAUUUUUUUCUAUUCUAAAAAAAUUAUUGCUGAUAUUGCUAUUAAACGUUGCGAAGCAACUAUUGCCGAGGCAUUGUCGAAUUUCGGCAAAACUUCCACGCUUUAUUCAUCAUUUUGAUUACAUUCGUUGACAUUAAUAUUUUCCAAUAGCGAAUCCCUCAGGACCUCAGUUUGCAGAAUCUUCCAACGACAAAGAAAGUUAGAUAGAAGCUACAAUAGAUUUUUAUGAUAACAGAUUGUUCCCCGUAGUAAUGUUUUCCCUUGGUACAGUGUUCCAACCAAAAUCAUCUACUGACAUGAUUUCCGGCCGAAUGGGAUAAAAAGUUAAUUAGAGCAUAUCAUAGUGUAUUUAAGAUAACGUGGAUUACGGAAGUGUUACGAAGAGAGCUUUAAUCACGUUAUGGAUAUUAUGGAGAUUUUUAGCUCUUGUUUUCUUUGUUGAAUGGCGGGCGAGAGGGUGGAUUGUGAAACUGUGAACUGCAGAGUCGAAUAUUGCCGAAUCACCGAGUAUAAUCGAUAAUUUUACCGGUGUACCAAUAUUUGAAAAGUAUUAAAUAUUAUAUUUGUACGUGAUUUUUUUGGAUGAAUUGAAAUCUAAAGUCAUUUUGUAAUCUUUUCGUAUACACGCGAUCGAAAUUAUAAUAAGGAAACCAAAGAUGCUUUUAGUGUAUAGUAUAAAGCUA
Cyphomyrmex costatus is the source of this 2060-nucleotide messenger RNA. Its product is annotated as protein FAM49B. The transcript has 6 exons. Gene Ontology annotation, molecular function: small GTPase binding. Gene Ontology annotation, biological process: regulation of actin filament polymerization. Bases 34 to 1023 code for a protein of 329 amino acids. Lineage: Eukaryota; Metazoa; Arthropoda; Insecta; Hymenoptera; Formicidae. The record is from RefSeq and is a predicted model, not a curated record.